Messenger RNA from Amborella trichopoda, 1444 nucleotides. Its product is annotated as protein trichome birefringence-like 36. NCBI's taxonomy places the organism in Eukaryota, Viridiplantae, Streptophyta, Magnoliopsida, Amborellales, Amborellaceae. Gene Ontology annotation, cellular component: Golgi apparatus. Gene Ontology annotation, molecular function: O-acetyltransferase activity. The record is from RefSeq and is a predicted model, not a curated record.
GGAGUUUGAAAAGUUGGAACAAAGGGCUUUCCAAAUGGGUGAACCCAAAUUUCCUCUUCCUUUUCUCCUCUUCAUCUUCGUUCUAUCUCUGAACCUCUUUCAUGGGGUGAAAUCUCAACCAGGGUUUGAGCUCGAGACAUGGAGACCGAGAAGCUCGGAAAACAAUACAAACCCCAUGCCAUGGCAAGAAGAAGAUGAAGAAGCAGAAGUGGAAAGAGAAGAUGGAGAAGAAGAAGACGUUCAAAGCAAGAAAACUUUUCGACAAACUUGUGAUUACUCUGUUGGAAAGUGGGUGUUUGACCCUUCUUAUCCUCUCUACGACGCAAGCUGCCCUUACAUUAGCGGUCGGGUGAGUUGUCGGAAAAAUGGACGGCCGGAUUCUGUGUAUGAGAAAUGGAGGUGGAAGCCACAGGGUUGUUCCAUUACUAGGUUUAAUGCGUUGGCUUUUUUGGGGAAAAUGAGGAGGAAGAGGAUAAUGUUGGUAGGUGACUCCAUCAUGAGAAACCAGUGGGAGUCAUUGGUUUGCUUGGUUGAUGCAGUAAUCCCAAAGGAGAGAAAGACGGUUUCUUACCAUGGCAUCUCCAUGGCUUUCCAUGCUUUGGACUUUGAAGCAUCUAUUGAAUUCUCAUGGGCCCCUUUGUUAGUGGAACUAAAGCUUGGAGGACCAAAUGGAAGGAUCCUUGAUUUGGAUUCAAUCGAAGGGAACGCAAAGUAUUGGAAGGGAGUUGAUAUCCUUGUCUUUGACUCUGCUCAUUGGUGGACUCACACUGGAAGUGGGAGAUCGUGGGAUUAUUACAUGGAAGGAGGAAGGCUCUUCAAAAACUUGAACCCAAUGGUGGCCUACGAGAAAGGACUGAGCACAUGGGCCAAGUGGGUUGAUCUAAACUUGGACCCUCGAAGAACCCGAGUCAUUUUUCGAAGUGUUUCUCCAAAGCAUAACAGGCAAAAUGGGCAGAAGUGUUACAACCAACAUGAGCCAGUGAGGCGCCCAAGUUACACACCACAUGUGCCACCACAACUUGUUGUGGUAAGAGGAGUGCUGAGAAGUAUGAGGUUUCCAGUGUACCUAUUGGACAUUUCUGAGAUGUCCAUGUAUAGGAAAGAUGGACACCCUUCUGUUUUUACAUGGCCCAUUAAAGAGCAACAAAGGGCGCCACUUGACCACUAUGCCUCUGAUUGCAGCCAUUGGUGCCUUCCUGGGGUCCCUGAUGCCUGGAAUGAGAUAUUGUAUGCCUCUAUAAUGUGAUCCAUCUUUGAAGAGAGAUAGAGAGAGAGGGAGGGGGAUGGUCUUUGGUGCUUUAUGUAGUGAGUGUGAUGACAUUUACUUGGUGUACUAAUGAGGAGAUGGCUAUGCCACUCAUAUUGUGUACUAAGGACACAAUGUCUAGACUUGGUUAGUAAUGCUUUGUUAAUUGAAGAACUAAACACUCCAAAUUGUGAGAAA